This is a messenger RNA of Nylanderia fulva, 1910 nucleotides long. It is a transcript of the gene Dbp45A, whose product is annotated as putative ATP-dependent RNA helicase Dbp45A. Gene Ontology annotation, cellular component: cytosol. Lineage: Eukaryota; Metazoa; Arthropoda; Insecta; Hymenoptera; Formicidae. Gene Ontology annotation, molecular function: ATP binding; RNA helicase activity; nucleic acid binding. The record is from RefSeq and is a predicted model, not a curated record.
ACGCGGUGGUGGGGGAAGGUGACAGCUGACGCGUCAAUGGCGCAUUAUUAUUUCAUUAUUUUGAUCAUUUUGAUUAAUUGAUUGUGUGUUUUAAUUAAAUCCUAUUGUAAUCUUAUUUUAUUUUGUGCGUACGAUAUUCAAUAAAAAAUCUGUCGUUUAAAUCUGGAAAAAUUACUAGCUAAAGUUACUAGAAAGCUAGGUCUUUUAUUGGAUGGAUCGAAAAUUUCUGAAUGAUUCUAUUAAUGAAUAAUAGAAUCUUCGAACGCAUUCUACGAGAAAUGUCUCAAUUUUGAAUGAAGUUCAAUGUUAUCAAUGGAAACAGAGACCACGUGUUCAAGCGCAUUGAAAGAAAAAGUCUAAAUAUAAAUAUAUACAAGAUAACUCAAAGUUGAGAGCACUUUUAAAAAGAAAAAAAUGAGCGAAAUUAAAAGUUUCUCGGAUUUAAAACUAAAUUCUUGGCUACUUACACAAUGCGAUACGAUGGGUUUAAAAAAUCCCACUCCAAUUCAGCAAAAUUCUAUUCCCCGAAUAUUAGCAGGUGAAGAUUAUAUAGGAUGUGCCAAGACAGGUAGCGGCAAGACUCUUGCAUUUGCUCUGCCCAUUUUACAAAAAUUGUGCGAAGACCCAUAUGGCAUAUUUGCUCUUGUCUUGACACCAACAAGAGAACUAGCUUUCCAGAUAGGUGAUCAAUUUGCUGCCAUCGGCAAAGCUAUCAAUUUAAAGAAAUGCGUAAUUGUUGGUGGUAUGGAUAUGAGAGUGCAAGGAUCGGAAUUAUCCAAACGGCCACACAUAGUUGUAGCUACACCAGGCAGACUGGCAGAUCACUUAGACAGCUGCGAUACGUUUUCUCUGCAAAAAAUCAAAUUUCUAGUGUUGGAUGAGGCCGAUAGAUUGCUAAGUGGUCAUUUUGAUGAACAACUUAAAACAAUAUUUGCUGCAGUACCUAAACAGAAACAAGUAUUAUUAUUCAGUGCUACAAUGACAGAUGCCCUUGAUAAGGUGAAGCAAAUAGCCUCCAGUAAGGUUUUCACAUAUGAAGAAGAGGAUGAUGAUGGUGUCGCCACUGUAAGGGAAUUGGAUCAACGUUACGUAUUAUGUCCUAAGGAUGUACUUGAUUCAUUUCUAGUAGAAGUAAUUAGAACAUUUCGUGCUACAAACAAGAAUGGCUCUAUUAUGAUAUUCACGGACACUUGCAAGCAUUGUCAACUAUUGUCAAUGACACUGAAUGACGUUGGAUUCACAAACGUGGCUCUUCACGCGAUGAUAAAACAGAAAGAACGUUUAGCAGCGUUGAGUAAAUUCAAAUCAAAUCAUGUACAAAUUUUAAUCGCUACCGAUGUCGCAGCGAGAGGUUUGGACAUCCCGACAGUAGAAUUAGUCGUUAAUCAUAUUAUACCGAAUGUACCGAAGGAAUACAUUCAUAGAGUCGGCAGAACAGCUCGCGCAGGUAGAGGCGGUAUGGCGAUUAGCCUGAUAACGCCAAACGAUAUCAAAUUAUUACACAAGAUAGAAGACACCAUAGGCACUAAAUUAACAGAAUACAAAGUAGACGAUAAGGAAAUCGUUACGAUCUUGACGCAAAUAUCAGUGGCGAAACGAGAAGCGGAGAUUAAACUAGAUGAAACUGAUUUUUAUGAAAAGAAAAUGAUUAAUAAACGAAAAAAAUUAAUCUUAGAAGGUAAAGAUCCGGACGAAAUAGAAGAGCUUUUAGAGGAACAAAAGAAGAAGAAACAUAAAAAGCUAAAAAAGAAAGAAAAAGUAGAACAAACAAUUUCGACGUGAAAUAAAACUAAAUGUAUAUAACAUAAUGUAAAUGAAAUUGAUACAAAAUAUAUAUCAUACAAUUAUGUUAAUUUAUAUGUAUGAUAGAAUGAUAAAUGAGACGUUAUUGUUUUCUCUAAAUAAUCUAA